AUGUUUUUCCGUGACAGUUUUUCAUCCAUAAUACAUGAAAACGAUGCUCUAGCAAAUGUCCAAAAAUUCCAUUACCUACAGCUCUCCUUGAAAGGGGAGGCUGCAGAAACAAUCAGCUCGUUGCAAAUAGGUGAUGUAAAUUAUGAAGUAGCAUGGUCGCUUAUUAAAGAACGGUUUGAAAACAAGCAACUUCUAAUAAAUUUUCACAUCAAAUCGUUAUUUAACCUACCGGCAUUACAACAAGAGUCACACACUGGACUUAGGCAACUUUUAAACGGGUUACAAAAACAUUUAAAUGCUUUGGAAGUUUUGGAACGUCCCACCAAACACUGGGAUGAUAUUUUAAUAUACUUAUUGACCAGCAAAUUCGAUAACGCUACCAGACGCUCUUGGGAGAACAAAAUUAAUGCUAGCGAAAUUCGCACACUCUCUCAGUUGACUGACUUCCUAAAAGAUAAAUGUCGAAUGCUACAAACGUUGGAAACCGAAACCAAACAGCCAAGUAAUAAAUCUAAUAGUAACUUUAAACAAAGGGAAAAAACAAGGACCUUUCUUACUAAUACAACAAAACAAUGCGUUUUUUGUAACAAUGACCAUAACAUUUAUCAUUGUGAAUCAUUUCUAAACUUAACACCUUCUGAACGUUUAAAUAAAGCUAAAGGUUUACGAUUGUGCAUUAAUUGUUUAAACAACAAUCAUUCGACAAAACAAUGUCGCUCUUCCGGUUGCAAGAAAUGUGGUAAAGUCCACAACACUCUGUUGCAUUUUCCAAAGCAGCCAGUUCAACAAACUUCUGUAGAUGCUGACAUUCCUAUUGAGAUUCCACAGGCCAACGAGACUUCUUCUAACUAUUCUUCUUUAACAUGUCAUUCACCUGCCAAAUCACAAAUUUUACUCUCUACUGCCAUGGUUAAAGUAGCUGAUAAAAAUGGCAAUCUACACGAUUGUAGAGUUUUACUUGACAGCGCUAGCCAAUCUAACUUUAUUAGUCAACGUUUACAUCACAUUUUACAAUUACCUAAGACAAAGACUAACACUUCUAUAUUUGGCAAAUAUGGUCAAGAAAAUAGAGAACCAGUGACUAAAAUGAUACGAAGAGAUAGACAGUGA
Molecule: messenger RNA, 1110 nt
Organism: Diabrotica virgifera virgifera (western corn rootworm)
Lineage: Eukaryota; Metazoa; Arthropoda; Insecta; Coleoptera; Chrysomelidae
Exons: 2
Coding region: 1-1110 (369 amino acids)
Source: RefSeq, a predicted model, not a curated record